Molecule: messenger RNA, 942 nt
Organism: Hevea brasiliensis (rubber tree)
Lineage: Eukaryota; Viridiplantae; Streptophyta; Magnoliopsida; Malpighiales; Euphorbiaceae
Product: probable plastid-lipid-associated protein 4, chloroplastic
Exons: 6
Coding region: 130-888 (252 amino acids)
Source: RefSeq, a predicted model, not a curated record
GUACUACAUAUUCAAAAGACAGGUGUCUUAAAGACAAUGGACAGAGCCCCUUAUCCACAAUCUGAAAAUACCAACGUUCCAAAAGAGAGGAAAAAAAGAAAUCCUUGACUACACCGCCUGCUGCCAUUAAUGGCCAUCACGUCUUCAUCUGCGAACCUGAAAACACCUCUUUCCUCGGCUGAACUCGGCACUUCCCAUCCUCCACAAACUAUUCUCUCAUCAAAAUCUUUCUCCUUACCUUCAAAACCCAAUACCCAAAUCGAAAUAAGCUCUAGCAACAAGGACAAGCUUUAUGCCUCUGCUGAUUCUUGGAAAUGGAGAACCAAAGUUUCCUUCUUUCAGGGCUUUUUGAUAAAGGAAAAAGACGUUAAGAGCCUUAAAGAGGAACUUCUUGACGCCAUAGCUCCCCUUGAUCGUGGAGCUGAGGCUACACCAGUGGAUCAAGAACGCGUUGAUGAGAUUGCUUGUAAACUGGAGGCAGCGAAUAAGGUGAAGGAACCUUUGAAGUCUAAGCUGUUGAAUGGAAAAUGGGAGCUUAUAUUUACAACAUCUCAAUCAGUUCUUCAAACAAAGAGGCCAAAGUUGUUAAGACCAAAUGGAAAAAUCUACCAGGCAAUUAAUGUGGAGACUCUAAGGGCUCAAAACAUGGAAACUUGGCCAUUCUUUAAUCAGGUCACUGCUAAUUUAGUACCUCUAAAUUCAAGAAGGGUGGCUGUUAAAUUUGACUUCUUUAGAAUUGCUGGUCUGAUACCUAUUGCGUCGCCUGGAAGUGGCCGUGGUCAGUUGGAAAUCACAUACUUGGAUGAGGAGUUACGAAUUUCCAGAGGUAAUAGAGGAAAUUUGUUCGUUUUGAAAAUGGUGGAUCCAUCCUAUAGAGUCCCCUUCUAAGGUCAUCGCUAUCGCUAUUGAAUAUAACCAUUGAAGUAAAAUUGUAUAAUAAAA